AUGUUGUCCACGACUACAAAUCUCCUCAGAACACAGACCCGGACCUCAAAUUUCUCCACUUUGCAGAGUGCAAUUCCUCUUGCAAGAAACACCAUACGCUCCUCGCUCCGACCUUCCCGACUCUUUGCACAGAAAUAUCAGGUUCAAAAAUCAGCUUCAACCCAUGAAAAAGCAUUAGCAGCGCUGGCAAGAUUAUCCAAACGCGAUCCACCUCGGCAUCCGUCAAAGCGCACCCCUGGUAAUGAAUCUCGUGAUAAUCUUGCUGAUCGCGUUGAGAAAGCUCUAAAAGAAGCUGGCUUGCGCACAUGGGGCUUCCCUAUUUAUCGAUGCACCUAUCAAAAUGAUUCCAACUGGGCCGAAUUUUUAGAUCGGUACCGAUGGCAUAUCUCUGACAUGCUCAAGAACUAUAAUGGUCUAGACAUGCUUGAUAGUUUUCAGACUACUGUCGUCGAGGACCGAGCCCUUUUUGAAGGUGCGAGCACGGCGACAAUCCGUGAGCAUUUCCAGAGAUGGGCAACGACUGCUAUUCAGGAAGAAUCAGGCGGCUCGCCUGAUAUGAUUCGGUACUCUAACGUUGAAGCGGCGCGUUAUCAGUUCUGUCUUUUUGUUGAUGAAGAGUCCUUGCAAAGUGUUCUUCGGGCACCUAUUGACGACUGCAUCAAUAAAGAUGCAUUCGUGAAUAUGCUGUAUGGGUGGUGGAAACCUGAGUCUAUUGAAGAUUUCAGCCAGGAAGAUCUUGAAGACGUAGAGAAGCCAGAGGAUCUACUUGAUGAUGGUUAUGAUCCUAUCGAAGGGUGUACUCUAAGGGAUGUUGGGUGGAUGAAGGUUGCUUUAUGUGACGCGGGGCUGGAAGGUUUUAUAAAGAUGGGCGAGUAUGGUGAGUGGGAAAGAUUAUAUGAGCGUCCUCAUGAGAUUUGUUAUAAUAUCUCGAAUUUCCAUGCUCGGCGAUAG
Molecule: messenger RNA, 951 nt
Organism: Aspergillus udagawae
Lineage: Eukaryota; Fungi; Ascomycota; Eurotiomycetes; Eurotiales; Aspergillaceae
Exons: 1
Coding region: 1-951 (316 amino acids)
Source: RefSeq, a predicted model, not a curated record